AUGAGCGGACGUGGAGGACCAAGAGAAGGAGGACGUGGAAGAUCAUCUGAGCGUGGCAGCUUUGGAGGACGUGGAGGAAGAGGUGGCUUUUCCCGUGAAGGAGGUCGUGGAGGUUUUGGUGGAGCACGAGGAGGCCGUGGAGGAUCCUCCGAAAGAGGUUCCUUUGGUGGCCGAGGCGGAAGAGGAGGAGCACGAGGUGGACGCGGAGGAGUAGGAAUGAAGAAAGGAGGAACGACUAUUCGUGAGCAUGCACGGUUCCCUGGUAUUUUCAUUGCUUCUGGCAAAGAGGAGCAAUUAUUAACGAUCAAUAGAACCCCUGGUGAGUCUGUUUAUGGAGAGAAGCGUAUAGUAAAAGAGAACAAUGAAGGAGUUAAAGUUGAAUAUCGUGUAUGGAAUCCAUAUAGAAGUAAGUUAGGGUGUACCAUCUUGAAAGGGUGUAAAAACAUGAAGAUCUGUCCGGGUGCCAAAGUGUUGUAUUUAAGUGCUGCAUCAGGAACUACUGUCUCUCAUGUCUCUGAUAUCGUUGGUGACAAUGGAACAGUCUACGCCGUCGAAUUCUCUUAUCGCCCAGGAAGAGAUUUGAUUA
This is a messenger RNA of Entamoeba invadens IP1, 586 nucleotides long. Its product is annotated as rRNA 2'-O-methyltransferase fibrillarin, putative. Gene Ontology annotation, molecular function: RNA binding; histone H2AQ104 methyltransferase activity; rRNA methyltransferase activity. Lineage: Eukaryota; Evosea; Mastigamoebida; Endamoebidae. The annotation marks the transcript as partial. Gene Ontology annotation, biological process: rRNA methylation; box C/D sno(s)RNA 3'-end processing. The transcript has a single exon. The record is from RefSeq and is a predicted model, not a curated record. Gene Ontology annotation, cellular component: box C/D methylation guide snoRNP complex; small-subunit processome; nucleolus.